Thalassophryne amazonica is the source of this 2784-nucleotide messenger RNA. RefSeq names its product R3H domain containing 4 (gene r3hdm4). The record is from RefSeq and is a predicted model, not a curated record. Lineage: Eukaryota; Metazoa; Chordata; Actinopteri; Batrachoidiformes; Batrachoididae. Gene Ontology annotation, molecular function: nucleic acid binding. The coding region runs from base 148 to 867 and encodes 239 amino acids. The transcript has 9 exons.
AUCUUUGGUAGUAGUGGGAGGAGCAGCUAUUUUUGUUCCCAGCUAGUAGCUCAGGGAGCUAGUUAGCUAAUCUACUAACGUGCUUGAAGUUUUUUUUUUUUUUUUUUUUAAUUUAGCGUGUCGUUUAGGUUGUGCUGUUUCAAUAAGAUGGUCGUGUUGACUAAUAACCAUGAAGAGGAGGAUAUUAUCCUGAUAGAAGAACGUAAGUGCGUCUCCCUGCCCAGCUCUCCGGCCAAAAGAGUGUCACCAACAAAGAGAAAGCAGUUUUUUAUCAAUCAAGCCAUCCGCAACUCUGACCUCAUACCCCGAGCCAAAGGCAAGAAGAGCCUCCGCCGCCAGGAGAACACACGCUUCCUUGCCAACCUUCUUGAGAGAGAUGAAUGUUCCAAAGAUGACUUGGAAGUUUGCAGUAAUCCGACCAUCCCGUCCAUUUUCACUGAAGCCUGCACCAAUAGAAGCUACAUUGAGCCCUGGAAUGACUUCAUGAACUGCUCUGGUGAGGAACAGGAACGACUUUUAGCUCUAUUGGAGGAAGAGGAAACCAAGAAGAAAAUCACCAACCAGGUCCUCAAGGACCAGAGGAAUGUAAAUCCUGCCUUCACUGCUCAGGACUGCUUCCAGAGAAUUGACCGAAGGCUGCGAGCCACUUUGAAACGGAAACAAAUCCCCAUGGGAACUCUGGAAGUGCUUGAGGAAAACCUUCUGAGCUUCUUUAAUGCUCAGCCUCGCUCAGUUUACACAACCAAUCUCGCCAACAGUUUUGAGCGACUGCUGCUUCAUGCCGUCUGCCAGUAUAUGGACCUCGUCUCUGCAAUGUGUGUGUGUGUAUUUUUCAGGUAUGGACUGCAACGGUGGACGUCAGACUGAAGUUGUGAAUAAACAAGAGUACUUUCUGCCUCCUGGUCUCCUGCUGUCUGCCUACCUGGAGAAGAUGAGCUGAGAUGAGGACCACACCACGUGUCCCUGUACCAUCCGAGCUGUCCUUGGUUAAUGCUUCUCCACAAGGUGUAGAAAAACCAGCUCAGUCUGUACUUACCAUGAUAGUCUGGAGUGUGUGAGAUGUCUUUUAAAACUCAACUCAGCCGUGCUGAUGAGGCUGAAAAAUGCCUCCUUCUGUUGCUCUGGGUUUUUUCCCCUUCAGCACUGCAUUUUGUGGUAAAUAUUUUCUUUGCAAACAGUUUAUCCACACACUGUUUGUGUGUGGAUAAACAUUAUUCAGUUGUUAGCAUGCCAAAAGUUACAUGCUAAAUGUAAUUGUGUUGUCAUGGCAGUAUGUUAACAUCCAGUCAAUGUUACAUUUAAUUGUAGACAUUAGCAUGCUAACUGUAGCAUUAUAGUACAAUGGAAUGCUGCAUGCUCGUAUUCUACUCAGAGCUCAGGUGAGACUUAUACUGCACCUGGGAUGGUGCUAUUUUGAAAAAUUAAUAAAUCCUUUAAAUCCCUUGUUUCAGAUAGUAAUUAAGAGUUGCAGUCAUGAUUUGGAUUCAUACAAUUCAAACAUUAAAAUGCAAAAAAUUGCAAUGAACUUGAAAAGGACUCGCUCGAAUGCAUCUCUCUACCAAGGGCUACUCUGCCAAUUUUUAUUUUUUAAUGCUUUAAAGUCUUCAACAAGAUAGCAGUUGAAUGUUGCAGUCAGCUGAUUCAUAAAUAUAUGUACUCGUAUGCAUUUGUGUGUGCAGGUCGACGUGUUUGUAAAUAUAAAUCUGAGAGACAUGCAUGCAUCCACUCGGGCAGCUUGGGUGGAUUUAGAGUCCUGUUGAUGAGCAACUUGAGUUUACAUUGUCUCAGUGAUAAUAGAACAAUCUCUCACUGCUGAUAGCUUACUUGUGUGUAGUCAGUUUGUUUAAAAGCAAAACAUUGUUUCAUAACUAUGCUGUAAUUUUCCACUGUAUAAAGUCUCACUCAAGUACUGUUUAAUGUAGGUGGGGCAAAACUAUAAGAACAGCACCGUAAUGGAUGAUAAUAAUAUACUAUAGUUUUAAGGACUUCAAGAUUACCUGUACCGUUAAAAGCAUAAUUUUAGGGGUUUUUUCCCAAUCUGCACAGUUAGAACUUUUAAAAUGUCUAAUAUGCUUUGAAGAUAUACUGCAUGUGCAGUAAAUAAAUGUUUUGCAUUGACAAAAAAAUUAGACCAUUUAGUGUUUCAGUAGAAAACCUGUUUAAAGUUGCACAUAUUUAUAUCUCAAUAUUACUGUCAACCUUCACAACCCCACACAAACACUUAUGUCUAAUACAACUUUUUUUUUCUUGAACGUAAAUUUUUACAGUUGGACAUGACUGGAUUUUGGAAGUGUACAUCCUGUUUUUUUGAAAAUCUUUCUUUAGUACAGUCACUGACUUUGUACUGAACCACGACUUUCAAGUGCAUUUUGUUGACAGUCAAAGUUUAGGCUUUCUCUGUUUGCAUGGAAAUCUGAUUUCUCAGGCUUUAAAAUUUUUGCUUUGAAUGUCAUAAUGUAAAUUGGCAGUGUGUAAUUUUCUACAUACUUUACGCUUUCUUAAAGAUGAACUUGUUUUCACCAUGUUCACCCCAACACCUCUGGGCUUUUCCCAGUAUUUCUAACCUUUUUAAAGGUCUUUCAAAGCAGUUAGUUGUACUGUAAAUCUUGAAAGGUGCCAAUAUGUGGAUUAAAAAACUGCCUACACUAAAAGCUUUAACAAGACAUAUGUAAUUGUGCAUUUAACUAUGUGUGUGUAAUUAUGUAUUUAUAUUUAUCACAACUAUUUUGUGGUACUUUUUCUUUUUUCCUUGUUUUCACUGUAGAAUGUUUCAGACAGCAAUAA